This is a messenger RNA of Funneliformis geosporum, 705 nucleotides long. The record is from the annotation of a GenBank genome assembly. NCBI's taxonomy places the organism in Eukaryota, Fungi, Glomeromycota, Glomeromycetes, Glomerales, Glomeraceae.
AUGCCAAAAACAAAGUUUCGCCCAUGUAUAGAUUUACAUAAUGGACAAGUUAAACAAAUUGUAGGAGGCUCAUUAAAUGAAUCAAGUCCUUCUGAACUCAAAACAAAUUUCGUAUCAAGUGAAAAGCCAAGUUAUUACGCUAAUUUAUAUAAACUACAUAAUUUAACUGGAGCUCAUGUGAUUAAACUUGGACCUGGAAAUGAAGAAGCAGCCAAGGAAUGUUUAACAACUUGGCCUGGUGGAUUACAAAUUGGCGGAGGAAUUACUUUAGACAAUGCAGAAGCGUGGUUAAAUGCUGGUGCUGAAAAGAUUUAUCAGCAAGAAUCGGAAGAGAAAAAAUUGUUUUGUCGUAAAAGAGAAAAUAAAUGGGUUGUCACUAUGAAUAAAUGGCAAACCAUGACAGAUAUGGAAAUAAAUGAAGGAUCUUUAAGAUUAUUAUCAGAUUAUUGCAGUGAAUUUUUGAUUCAUGCCGCCGAUGUAGAAGGAUUAUGCCAAGGAAUUGACAUUGAACUUGUUGAAUGUCUUGGAAAAUGGGUUACAAUACCAACGACAUAUGCAGGUGGUGCAAAUUCUAUUAAAGAUCUUGAAACAGUAAAUAAAUUAUCAAAUGGUAAGAUCCAUUUGACAUUUGGAAGUGCAUUAGAUAUCUUUGGAGGAACCAAAGUAAAAUUUAAUGAUUGUAUUUUAUGGAAUCAACAAAUAUAA